AUGCCUGAUCUCCCCCAAUACACCACUUCCUACAACGACUUCAGAUCGGACACCUUCACGAUCCCCACGCCCGACAUGUUCGCAGCCGGAGCCAACGCGUCCGUGGGUGAUGUGAUUUUCCAGGAGGAUGCCUGUACCUGCCUAUUGGAACAGCGCGUUUCCCAGGAGCUCCUCGGAGGAAAACUUUAUGGCGGCUCCGAGGCGCAGGGUUUAUUCUGUAUGUCCACCACCAUGUCCAACCAAAUCGCCAUCCGAGCUCACUUGAACUUUGCCCCUCCCUUUAGUAUUCUGUGUGACAAAAGGGCGCAUGUUUACGUGGACGAGUGCGCCGGCAUCGCAGUCCUAUCUCAAGCGCUGGUCGUGCCAGUCGCUGCUUCCAACGACAGAUUCUUGACCCUUGAAGACAUUCAGGAAGCCUACAUCCCCGAUGAUGGCGACAUCCAUCUCGCCCCGACAAGACUCAUCUGCCUUGAAAACACCCUGCAUGGGAUGUGCUUCCCCUACGAAGAGCUCAAACGCAUCAGCGACUGGUGCCAUGAGGAGGGCAUAAAGCUACAUCUGGACGGUGCGCGAUUCUGGAAUGCGGCGUGCAGUUCUGGAGAGGACCCCGUCGGCUACAUGCGCAAAGUCGGCCCCCUGUUCGACUCCUUGUCCCUCUGUUUCUCGAAAUCUCUAGGCGCGCCGAUUGGCUCCAUGCUUGUUGGAGGACCAGAAUUUAGGGCCAGGGCACGCCACUUGCUCAAGCAGCAGGGUGGCGGAAUUCGGCAAGCGGGGUUCAUAACCAAGAUUGCAGCUUACUGUUUGGAUCGCAACUUUCCACAAGCCGUUGCAGAGGUCUCAUCCAAAACUCUGGAGUUUUGGGAGGACCUUUACACCACUCUGAAAGACAAGUACGCCAUGGAGUUGAGGCUUGCUCACCCUGUCGAAACAAACUUCAUAUUUAUUGAUUUGGCCAGUUCCGGCAUAAAUAUGAGCAAGUUUCUGGAGAUUGGUGAGCGUAACAACGUUAGGUUAUUUGAUGGGAGAUUGGCUUUCCACUACCAGAAUAUCAAGCCCGAAGGUCUUGCCUUGCUUAAGAAGACAUUUACAGACGUUGCAGAAUACUAUCAGAAAAAUGAUUAUAAACCCGAGGGACGUUCAACCAGAAUAUACUAA
Messenger RNA from Lachancea thermotolerans CBS 6340, 1155 nucleotides. Its product is annotated as KLTH0E13090p. Gene Ontology annotation, biological process: glycine biosynthetic process; L-threonine catabolic process. Gene Ontology annotation, cellular component: cytosol. Gene Ontology annotation, molecular function: L-allo-threonine aldolase activity. The transcript has a single exon. Bases 1 to 1155 code for a protein of 384 amino acids. NCBI's taxonomy places the organism in Eukaryota, Fungi, Ascomycota, Saccharomycetes, Saccharomycetales, Saccharomycetaceae. The record is from RefSeq and is a predicted model, not a curated record.